CCAAGUUUUGGCUAGUAGCCAGAACGUUCGACACCAAAGCAGACCGCCACACACACAUUUGAUACCGAUAACGAUACACCACCGAUAAAAUAAUAAUGCUAACAUUACAAUCGAUCACAGUGGCAUUGACGCUACUGAUGCUGGCCGAGAUUAGAACGUUGGCCGCCCCAGCACCCGUUCAAGUGAUCUACACCGGUGACGAGGGCUGCGCUUGCCCCACCAAACUGGGCUAUCAGCUAAAUGUGCCUAACCCGCCCAAGCCAAAGAAAUACGAGGGCGGCGACUACGGUUAUCGUGUGGAGAAACCCGUGCAGACCAAGGCCAAGAUCAGCUACAGUUUCGAUUUCACCGUGGAGCAACCGCGCACUCCGGUGCCACCCAAAAACAAGCCAUCGAAGCUCUAUGCCAAGGUGGAUCGCGUUGCCGUUCACAAGUCGGAUUGUCGUGCUGCCCAGAAGUCCAGCUGCAGUUGCAGCAGCUGCUCCGCUGACAAGCCAAGGUACGUAACCCCGCAGAUCAAUUCGAGUACGAAAGCGAGUACGAAUGCGAUUCGUCGUCGUCGCGAUCUCAGCUCACAUGGUUCGUUGUUGCGCAAGCGUUUGAUGCGCCAACAGCAGCUGCAAUCGCGUCCAGCUCGCUACGUCAAGUACUAUCACAAGGACCUCGAUAUGUCCCCAGAGCAACAGCACAAGAUGCGUCUCUUUGGCCUGCUGCCCGCUGCGGCGCCAGAGAUCGCAGCCAAGCGUAAGACCAAGAAAGCCACCGUGUUGAGUGCCAAGCACAGCAAACGCUGGCCCGGCUUUGGGACGCGUCGCAAGCGCGACAUCAAGGGUGAGUACGAUCUGCUGGAGCAGGAGCGUGCCAAGAUGGAUCUGACGGCGCCCGAGAUCAUCCAAUUCAUGCCCGAGACGCUCAAUCCGAACUUUAAGCGCGGUCAGUGCCAUACAGGAGGCGGUUGUUGUGGUGCCAUCACAGCCAGCGCACCGCCGCCCCCCGAGACCACCGAGACCGAAGCGAGAAUACGAGUGAGCAGCACCGAACAACCAAACAACGAAGAGUCCGAGGCGGAGCAAGCCGAGACGGAUGUGGAGCAACCAUCGCUGGUCAACUCGAUACCUGCGAAGCGUUCAGCGCUCAGCUAUUAUCCGGAGCAUCAGAUACCAUCGCCAUUGGCCGGAUCGUACAAUGAGUACAAGUUCGUCGAUGACUCGCAACUGCGCAGCUUGCUGUCGACCACCUCGGUGCCCGAUCCGCUGGAGCAGAGCUCGACGCCGCUGCAAUUUGCCGGCGAUCUGGAAGCGAUCCAUCGCCGCGGCAUUGGCAGCGGAUAUCCGGUGGAACAUGUGGCGGACACUCAACUCGAUAGCAUCAUCUCCGGCAUUGUGUAUCAGCACCCAGACUACGCUAAUCCCCAGUCGCAUUACGGUGGUUCGCUGGUGGAUCCCGAGCCGGUGCAAAAGAAGCAGACAACCGAUUUUCUCAAGAAACUGAUCGAUGGUCGUCUAGGUGGUUGGGGCUUUGAUACGUCCACCGAACCGGAAUCGGCUGUGCGAGCCGAUUAUUCAACGACGCCAUCGAAGACCUACGGCUUCAAUACUCACUCCCACAACGGGUAUAAUGUGGAAUCGUAUAAUGUGCCGCCGAUAACCGAUUAUCUGCGUGCCUGGUUCUAGAAUCUCUUGUGGGAUCCACUUGUAAUAUAAUACUACUAUACAUAUAUAGUUCUCUAGUUUUAACUAUAAAGAAACCUUUAAAAUACAACCACAAAAAAAAAAAGAGAAAAAA
Molecule: messenger RNA, 1785 nt
Organism: Drosophila albomicans
Lineage: Eukaryota; Metazoa; Arthropoda; Insecta; Diptera; Drosophilidae
Gene: Cp7Fb
Exons: 2
Coding region: 96-1673 (525 amino acids)
Source: RefSeq, a predicted model, not a curated record